Molecule: messenger RNA, 3774 nt
Organism: Abrus precatorius (Indian licorice)
Lineage: Eukaryota; Viridiplantae; Streptophyta; Magnoliopsida; Fabales; Fabaceae
Product: homeobox-leucine zipper protein ANTHOCYANINLESS 2
Exons: 9
Coding region: 1082-3376 (764 amino acids)
Biological process (GO): regulation of DNA-templated transcription
Molecular function (GO): DNA-binding transcription factor activity, RNA polymerase II-specific; DNA binding; lipid binding
Source: RefSeq, a predicted model, not a curated record
UGUUUGUUUUUUUUUUUUUUGGCACUUUUACUUUGCACACUGUCAAAUUAAAAGGUAUCGUUUUCUCCGUACCAUGGUUGGUUUGUAUACCAUCUAACUUUUUCCAUUUCUCUGUUUCUCACUUAUAUCAGUGUGGGGGUGGAGAGAGAAUCAGAGAGAGAGAGAGAGAGAGAGAGAGAGAGAGAGAGAGAGAGAGAAUGGCGGGGGUGGUGUCAACUGGUUCUUUUUGCUUAGAUUUGGUGUGAUGCAUUUGAAAAGUCAGGGUGGUGUGUGAAUAUGACUAUGGGAUAUACAUGUGAUAUAAGGUUUUGUGUUUGUUGCUGUCCUUUUUAUUUUUAAAAUAUAUAUGUGUGUGUUAAAGAUUCUUAAUCCUUGUUUUUUUUAUAUUAUUUUUUCCUCUGAAACGUUUGGCUUAGACCUCUUUGGAUUUUCUCCUUCCUGGGGUCUCUUUCAAAAUUCUCAAUACUGACAAAGAAUUGGUCAAGUGUGAAAUAUAGAAAAACAAGUGCUUCUACCUCUUAUGUGUCACUGUUUUGUGUUUUUUUCUGCUGUUGGGUUUGCAGACAUGAGAUGCAGGUGUGAACCUUGGAUCAGAAGGGAAGGGAUUUUCUUGUCCUGUUCCUCUUACCAUCUGUUUCUUGGAUAGAUUUUCAGCUUUUUGCUAGAGAGAGAAAGGGGCUGUAAAGUCUUGUAUGGGGUGUCGACAAGGAAACAACUUUUUGGCUAUCUCUACUUUUUCAUAAAAAAAAAAAAAAAAUCCAAUCUUGUCAGUUUUUAUCUCAAUCUGGUUUAAAGGUCAAAAAGUUAAGAGUAGGGAAUCGAAAACUGAAAAGUUUCUUGGCAAAAGAGACAGUGACAAUUUCGGGCGAAAAAUUUAUAAGUAAAAAAACUGAGGAGCGCAAGAGUCAACACAGAAGAAAUAGAGAGUACUCGUCACAGAGAAAUUUUUAGGUGAUAGAAGAGAAAGGGUCAAUCCAAUUUUUUAUAACCUUUUUGUGGGGUUUGAGUGCUUGAUUGACAUCAAGAGUGUGAACAAAGGCAGUUGGGGUUGAUAUUUAUUCCUCAACCCAUUUCCAGUUCAAUGCAAAAUUCAUCUUCUUUCUCCUUCCCAACUCAAAGGAAAAUGGAAGGUCACGGUGAGAUGGGUCUCAUUGGGGAAAAUUUUGAUACUAGUUUGAUGGGGAGAAUGAGGGACGAUGAGUAUGAAAGCCGUUCUGGAAGUGAUAACUUCGAAGGUGUAUCUGGUGAUGACCAGGAUGGUGGUGAUGAUACGCCACAGAGGAAGAAGCGAUACCACAGACACACUCCUCACCAAAUUCAAGAGCUUGAGGCUUUUUUCAAGGAGUGUCCUCACCCUGAUGAGAAGCAACGGUUGGAUCUUAGUAAGAGGCUUGCGUUGGAGAAUAAGCAAGUCAAGUUCUGGUUUCAGAAUCGAAGAACCCAAAUGAAGACCCAGCUAGAACGCCAUGAGAACAUAAUGCUUAGGCAGGAAAAUGAGAAGCUUAGAGCUGAGAACAGUUUGAUGAAGGAAGCCAUGUCAAAUCCAGUAUGUAACAACUGUGGUGGCCCGGCUAUUCCUGGCCAAAUUUCAUUUGAGGAGCACCAGAUUAGAAUUGAGAAUGCUCGACUAAAGGAUGAAUUGAACCGUAUAUGUGCCUUAGCAAACAAGUUUCUUGGCAAACCAAUCUCAUCAUUGACCAGUCCCAUGGCUCUUCCAACCUCAAACUCUGGUCUAGAACUUGGUAUUGGAAGGAAUGGGAUUGGUGGUUCAAGCACUCUUGGCACUCCCUUGCCAAUGGGACUUGAUUUGGGAGAUGGAGUGUUGGGCACCCAACCUACAAUGUCAGGGAUUAGACCACCGAUGGGGUUGAUGGGAAAUGAGGUUCAGGUAGAGAGAUCUAUGCUUAUAGAUCUUGCAUUGGCUGCUAUGGAGGAAUUACUGAAGAUGACUCAAGCAGAUACCCCUCUUUGGAUUAAGAGUUUGGAUGGUGAGAAGGAAAUAUUGAACCAUGAGGAGUAUGCAAGGAUGUUUUCUCCUUGUAUUGGUGCAAAACCCACUGGUUAUGUAACUGAAGCUACAAGAGAAACUGGGAUUGUAAUCAUCAACAGUUUGGCACUCGUGGAAACUUUGAUGGACGUGAAUCGGUGGGCAGAGAUGUUUCCGUCUAUGAUUGCUAGAGCUGUCAGCGUCGAUGUUAUAUCUAGUGGCAUGGGUGGAACCAGAAAUGGUGCUCUACAAGUGAUGCAUGCCGAGGUUCAAUUGCUUUCUCCACUAGUUCCCGUUCGUCAAGUGAGAUUCCUCCGGUUCUGUAAGCAACAUGCAGAAGGUGUGUGGGCUGUGGUCGAUGUUUCUAUUGAGAUUGGUCAUGAUGCUGCUAAUGCACAGCCAUUCAUGAGCUGUAGGAGGCUUCCUUCUGGCUGUAUUGUGCAGGAUAUGCCCAAUGGUUACUCCAAGGUUACUUGGCUUGAGCAUUGGGAGUAUGAUGAGAGUGUAGUCCACCAACUUUAUCGCCCAUUGCUUAGUUCUGGUGUUGGAUUUGGUGCUCAUAGAUGGAUCGCCACCCUCCAAAGGCAGUGUGAAUGCUUGGCUAUCCUCAUGUCUUCUUCCAUCUCUAGUGAUGACCAUACUGCACUGAGCCAAGCUGGUCGGAGAAGCAUGUUGAAAUUAGCACAACGAAUGACUGGUAACUUCUGUUCAGGGGUUUGUGCUUCAUCGGCUCGGAAGUGGGAUAGCCUUCAUAUAGGGACUCUCGGUGAUGACAUGAGAGUGAUGACUAGGAAGAACGUGGAUGACCCUGGUGAGCCUCCAGGGAUUGUUCUCAGUGCUGCAACUUCUGUUUGGAUCCCGGUGUCACGGCAAAGGCUCUUUGAUUUUCUGCGUGAUGAACGACUCAGAAGUGAGUGGGACAUCUUGUCCAAUGGUGGACCAAUGCAAGAGAUGGUCCAUAUUGCCAAAGGUCAAGGACAUGGAAACUGUGUUUCUCUACUUCGUGCUAAUGCCGUUAAUGCGAAUGACAGCAGCAUGCUGAUUCUGCAAGAGACAUGGAUGGAUGCAUCAUGCUCGGUGGUGGUGUAUGCACCAGUUGACGUGCAAUCCUUGAACGUGGUGAUGAGUGGAGGAGAUUCUGCAUACGUUGCACUCUUGCCCUCAGGCUUUGCCAUUCUUCCCGAUGGACAUAGCAACAACAGUUGCAAUGGAACUUCGCAAAAGGGUGGUGCAAAUGAUGAAGGUGGGGGAAGCUUGCUCACAGUUGGGUUCCAAAUUCUGGUGAAUAGCCUCCCAACAGCUAAGCUCACAGUGGAAUCAGUUGAUACUGUGAAUAAUCUCAUCUCAUGCACCAUUCAGAAGAUCAAAGCUGCUCUCAGAGUUGCAUGACAUCGUGCAACCUUUUUGUUAUCGUAUGUUGUUUCCUUGUUUUGUGUCUUUAUUUUCAUUUCUAAAAUGAAUUGAGGGGUUAUAUAUUUGGGUGUAUAGGAUCUUAUAGAGUAGUGGAAGAGGCUGAAACAGAAAGGAUCGCGUAAGGAAGGUUUCGAGUCAAGAACGAACCGCCAUAGAGAGGGACUUGGGCUGCAUGCACUCCCCGCUGCAAUGCAAGUUUUCUUGCUCAUGGUGGUUCGGGUAUUGACUCGUUGACCUGCGAGUUGGUCUCAGCACUCUUGUUUCUCCAAAAAAUUGUGCGUGUUACUUCUUAGUGCCCCCAUCCUAUAGAGUUGCGAAUUCAAACUGCAGAACUAAUGUCGUUUCUAAUGCAUUUUCAUGCUUUUCUCUUUCUU